Solanum tuberosum (potato) is the source of this 1430-nucleotide messenger RNA. Its product is annotated as dirigent protein 24-like. The record is from RefSeq and is a predicted model, not a curated record. The transcript has a single exon. The coding region runs from base 59 to 1246 and encodes 395 amino acids. NCBI's taxonomy places the organism in Eukaryota, Viridiplantae, Streptophyta, Magnoliopsida, Solanales, Solanaceae.
CUAAUUAAUUCUUAAUUUGCUUCAUCUCAUCAAUCAUCAUAGCAACAAGAAAAAAAAAAUGGUCAAGUUUACUCAAUUUUGGUCUAAAACCUUCAAAGCCACUUUUUGCAUUUUGCUAUUAGCCCUCUCAUUUGACUAUGCUAAUUCAGCAAGAAUUCUUGACGAAGUGAGUUCAGAUGAACCCGUUGUGGCUCCCGUGGUGGUUGCCCCAGUAUCCUCAUUGCCAAGUGGCCACUUUCCAGCCACAGUCACCACUCCUGAUUCGAACGUAGCACCUAUAGAUGAUGAUUCUCCUGAGCCAGCCCCUACUGUUCCAAUCGCUCCUUCAGCUGAUUUACCAGCUGAACCUGAGCCUGAUGUAGCUCCUGCUGCUCCAGUGGCAACAAACACUGGAGCAGCAGCCCCUGCUGCUCCAGUAGCAACAGACACUGGAGCAGCAGCACCUAUAGCCCCUGCUGCUCCAGUGGCAGCAGACACUGGAGCAACAGCACCUGUUACCAAUGUGGCACCAGGAGCUACAACAGCAUCUGGUGCCACAGUGGCUUUGGACCACUCUAAAUUUUCAUUCUUCAUGCAUGACAUCCUUGGUGGUACACACCCUUCGGGGAGAGUAGUCACAGGGAUCGUAGCUAGCACUGACGUUAACAACUUACCUUUCACCAAGGCUAACAACAACGUCUUCCCAUUAGACGGUGGAGUUCCCCUCAACAACAUCAACGACAUUGUCAACAACAACAACUACCCUUUCCUAGCAGGCCUAAACGGACAACAACAGCCCAACACGGUCCUACAAAACACAGGCAACAACGACAUUGUCAAUACCGGUGAUAACCAACCAUUUGUCACAGCAGGGCAACUUCCUAGUGGUAUUACCCUUCAACAACUCAUGUUUGGGUCCAUAACUGUUGUGGACAACGAAAUAUCAGAAGGACAUGAAUUGGGAUCAUCAAUUCUUGGUAGAGCACAGGGGUUUUACCUAACAAGCUCGUCCGAUGGGACGAGCCAUACACUAGCAUUAACAACUCUGUUCCAUGGUGAACAUGGACAUGAAGUUGAUGACACUAUUAGCUUUUUUGGAAUCCAUAGGACCGCGACGCCAAUUUCACACAUUGCAAUCAUUGGAGGUACUGGAAAAUAUGAAAAUGCAAAAGGAUAUGCAACAAUUGAGACUAUGCCUCAUGCUGAUCAACAUACAACUGAUGGUCUUGAAACAAUUACGCACUUCACUGUGUACAUUACCCCUUAAAAACUAAGUGUUUUUCAUUUAAUUUUCACUAUGUUUGGUUUUCUGUUUUUGUGAUUCUUCAAUUGAUGUACUUUAUUGUAAUGGCAUGGUUAAACAUUCUGAUUAAUGUUAUUAUAUAUGAGUGAUAUUUUCUUCUUUCAGAAAUUAAACUCUCGAGAAGCGAAAUAUAAUGAAUAUUUUGAAA